Messenger RNA from Brassica napus (rape), 1534 nucleotides. RefSeq lists its product as uncharacterized. Bases 37 to 909 code for a protein of 290 amino acids. The record is from RefSeq and is a predicted model, not a curated record. The transcript is spliced from 9 exons. NCBI's taxonomy places the organism in Eukaryota, Viridiplantae, Streptophyta, Magnoliopsida, Brassicales, Brassicaceae.
GGAACAAGAAUUCAUGCUCAAGUUGAAGAAGACUUGAUGAAGAAACACCUAACUGUUCUAAAAGAAGGUGAAGCUGUGAGCGUCAAUACUUUCCAGUUGAAGGACUAUCUUGGGGAAUUUAGGACCAAUCCUUAUCCUUAUAAGAUUACAUUCUUCAGAACAACUAAGGUGAAAGCAGCUGAUGAUUUUCUCGAGUAUUAUCCCGUAAAAUACUUUUCAAACUUUGAAAAUAUAUUAUCCGGAAAGCUAGACAAAAACGUUUUGGUUGAUGUGAUUGGUCAAAUUGUGAAUAUUGGACAAAUGGAGCAGAUAAAAACAAAGGGGAAGGAUAACUCAAAGCUUGACAUUAUUCUACGAGAUACAAUGAAUGUUCAUCUGACAUGUACUUUCUGGAGUGACUUUGCGAAGAAAGUGAUGGACUAUACUAAAGAGAACAAUACCACCAUUGUUAUCUGUGUGAUUAAGUUUGCAUGUAUCAAGGAGUACAAAGGUAAUAUCUCUAUAUCAAAUGCGUUCAACUCAACGCAAAUCUUUCUCAAUCCAGAAACUGCCGAAGUGAAAACGUUUACAGCCAUGUUAUCAGGCGACAAUCAAUUGGUCACACAUAGUGACAGCAAAGUGUCAUUUGGAUCUGCAGUUUCACUUCAUGAUGAGAUGCUGGUGAUAAAUCCGAGGAAAACAAUUUCAGGAAUUCUUGAUUCAAGAUCGGUUGGAACCUGUGUGGUUGUAGCCAAAAUCGAUUAUGUUGAUUUGUCAAAAAAAUGGUACUAUGUUGCAUGCGAUGCAAAAAGAAAGUUCAACCAUAUGGAGAUGAUUCUGAUGAUGAGGAUGAUUGUCUUCAACACAAACCUCGAUACAACUGCCCAAAACACAAUGACAUCGAAGAUGUUAUCUACAAUUAUUUCUUGAUUCUGCGUGUCUCUGAUGAAUCAGCAUCAAUAACAAAGUUUCUUUUGUUUGACGAAACUGCAAAUAAACUCAUUGCGAGGCCCGCUUUAGAGUUAGUUGAAGAGGCUGCAGAGGAACUUCCUUCUUUCGUUCCUCAAUCUCUAACAGACUUAGUUGGGAGAAAUUUUUUAUUCAAGAUCAAAAUAGAAUCAAAGAAUCAAAAAGGCAGUAGUUCACCUUAUAUUGUUGAUUUAGUGGCUGAUGAUGCAGAUAUGAUUAAAGAAUUUGAGGAACUGCCUAUAAUGAAGUCACCUAUUGUGAAGUUUUCUGAUCACGAGUGGGAAGCAGCAGAGGAAUUUUCAAGAACGCCUUCAUCCAAAAGAAGAGAAGAAACUUCGUGUUUGAUGUCAGUUGAGGAUCAGGGUUCUUCAACCAAAAAGCAGAAGAUGAUGCAAGUGAAAGUUGAGCAGCGUAAAAAAAAUGAUUUAUUUUUUUUUUUUUACCGGUUUUCCGUUGUUUUCUCAUUAGCUUUAUUGAUUUGGUUUUAUAAUAAUUAGGAUCACUUAUGAUCUGCAUCAAUUGUUUCGUGGUAGCAGCUAUUUCUUAUAUUCAGCUUAUUUUCCUAUUAAUAAAAAUAUAUUUUGUC